This is a messenger RNA of Centruroides sculpturatus (bark scorpion), 1853 nucleotides long. Its product is annotated as inaD-like protein. NCBI's taxonomy places the organism in Eukaryota, Metazoa, Arthropoda, Arachnida, Scorpiones, Buthidae. Gene Ontology annotation, molecular function: protein binding. The record is from RefSeq and is a predicted model, not a curated record. The transcript has 10 exons. The coding region runs from base 126 to 1238 and encodes 370 amino acids.
UAUUGAUAUAAUUGUUUACGAUCGUUCCUUAACAGAAUUUCAUUCACUAAUUGGUUAAAUUUAUGAAGUUUAUCAGCUUAAAAAAACAGAUUAAGGAUUUUUGAAAUGUUUUCGAACCGAAGAUCAUGUCUCAGCUAGAAUCAGAAGAGAGUUUAUAUUGCGAAGAAGAUACCGAUAAUCCUUAUCAUGUUGUCUUGUUACCAGACAGUCCGUUGACAGUUGACAGUCAUUUAUCCCCCUGUCACGCCAUUACUCCAGUUUCGACUAAAAAUGCUCUGAGUAACAUUCAAGACUUCGUAGAGACGACAAUUGUAUUAAAAAAAGAUAAAAAAUCCGAAUUAGGUAUUAGCAUCGCUGGAGGUAACGAUACUUAUUUGGAGCAAGUUUGCGUAACUGAAGUACAUAAAGAUGGAGCAGCUUAUAAGGACGGUCGAUUGAAACGUGGAGACGUCCUUCUAGCUGUUAACGAUGCAUCUUUAAGGGACGUAACGUCUGUAAAUUCGGUCAAAUUACUUCGUGAAGCUUGCUCUCCCGUACGUCUUUUAAUACUCAGGGAAAAUCCUCAGACUCUAUUUACGACUUUAAGUGAUCCUUCGAAAUUUAUAACAGUAGAAUUAAGGAAAGGUAGUAUUAAGGACCAACUUGGUGUUAGUAUCGUGCAGAGAACAAAUGGAUGUGGAGUGUUUAUAACAUACGUGCAGCCAGGUAGUAUAGCUGCUAGACACGGUAGGAGAAUUCUUCAGGGAGAUCAGAUUCUAGAGAUUAAUGGACAUAACGUUCGUGAAAGCAAUCAGAAGGAUGUGGCUCACAUGCUGCAGCAGUUAGACGGUAAUAUAGUUCUCUUACUGGGACGUGUACCGCAUUUAACGCAAGCGAUUCAAGAGUGGGCGAGAAGGAAAGCGCAACAGUUUUUAAGGACACGUACCAGCACCUGGUCGUCUUAUACCGGGAUAUCGAAGGAAAAAUUGCAGACACAAAGGCCUAGUCUUCCAGUGAGUAAAGAUAUCUACUCUUUGGCAUUUCCAAAUUAUAACAGCAACGUGUGUCCUCCCGGUACAGACAGGUAUCCAUCCAAAGAUAUAAGCAGAAAUUCAAGCGUAAGAUCGCGUUUGAGUAUCGUGACCGAGAAUACUAAAAUGAUGCACUCGAACAAGCAAGAAGUUCACACAAUUGACGAUUUCAGUAAUGCAGGUUCCGAAAACCCCCUUCUACCGAGUAUCUGCGUGACAAGUUUCUAACACGGCUUCAUUGAAUAGUGAUACCAAUUCAUUCCGUGUCAUUAGCAAUAUUAAUUUACGUUUUUCUCUCUCUUCCCUUAUUUGUAUAUAAUAUACAUAAAUAUGUCUUGUGUAUUGGCUGUGUACAGUACAGUACAUGCUUCGGUUUUUCUUUUGUCCAUUUAAUAUGAAUAUUGUGCCAAAAUAUGAAAUAUAUUUGUGCCUCCUGUUCUAAAGCCAAGCUUUGGAUUUUAAAAAAAUAUAUAUAUAAAUAAAUAAAGAAUAGUUUUAUAAACCAAAAAUAUAUAUUUAAAAAUAAAACAGAAUUUAAUGUUUACGUAUAUAUAUACAUAUAUAAUUGUAUUUUUAAAACGUUUAUAUCAUCGAUAAGUGUGUAAAGAGUGAGGAAAAUCGUAAAGAUACACGUGUGUCGAGUAGAAAGGAUAAGUCAAUAGGGCCUUAUUGCCAGUAUAUAAAAUUAUUUUGUACAUAAAAGUAUGAGGUUUAAAGAAAAUAAUGGCCCUUGCCAGUGUAGGUUAAACGUCGAAUUUUAAAUUUAAGAAAUAAUAAACAAAGAAAAAAAAUGAGAGAAAAUACUAUACUUUUUUGCUUGAUAUAAAGGAUAUAAUUUUAUGU